AUGGUGGAACAACGAGAGAUCCGGAGGAGGGAAGCAAAUUUACCAGGAUAUUCGGGAAUGAAAAUCUCAAAUAGCAGCUAUCCUACAACCAAAACAUAUGCUGGUUUAAAAGAACAGGGGAAUAAGGAGAACACAGUAUUUCCAAUACGAACGAUUACCCUGAGAGGAUCGCCGGCGAAGGAGAUUAAGAAAGAAGGACCCUCUAGACGACUCUCAGACGCUGAAUUCCAAGCCAAGAGAGAGAAGGGACUCUGUUUUAAGUGUGAUGAGAAAUAUUACUCCGGGCACAAAUGCAAGGCGAAGGAUAUACGCGAGCUACGGAUGUUUGUGGUCAGAGAUGACGACGUAGAGGAAGAAAUCAUUGAGGAAGACGAAUAUGAUAAAAAAAACUUGAGAGUCAUGGAGCUGCAGCACGACCCGGGAGAAGUAGUAGAGUUAUGUAUUAACUCAGUAGUGGGAUUGACAAAUCCGGGAACCAUGAAGAUAAGAGGCACACUCCAAAGUAAGGAAGUCGUCGUGCUGGUUGACUGUGGAGCCACCCACAACUUCAUAUCCGAUCGGCUAGUCAAGACACUGAAAAUACCCACAAAAGACACUGCCAACUAUGGGGUGAUACUGGGGUCAGGAACAGCCAUCAAAGGCAAGGGGGUGUGUGAAAAAGUAGAGUUGAACCUCAUCGGGUGGACAGUCGUGGAGAAUUUCCUACCACUGGAACUAGGAGGGGUAGAUUUGAUAUUGGGAAUGCAAUGGUUACAUUCCUUGGGAGUGACGGAGAAGGAUUGGAGGAAUCUAACCAUGUCUUUCUUUCACAACAGUAGAAAAGUGGUGCUAAAAGGAGAUCCAAGCUUGACUAAAACUCAAAACAUUGGAGGCACGUCAAACUGA
Cucumis sativus (cucumber) is the source of this 885-nucleotide messenger RNA. RefSeq lists its product as uncharacterized. The transcript is spliced from 2 exons. NCBI's taxonomy places the organism in Eukaryota, Viridiplantae, Streptophyta, Magnoliopsida, Cucurbitales, Cucurbitaceae. The coding region runs from base 1 to 885 and encodes 294 amino acids. The record is from RefSeq and is a predicted model, not a curated record.